Messenger RNA from Fusarium falciforme, 18828 nucleotides. RefSeq lists its product as hypothetical. Gene Ontology annotation, molecular function: phosphopantetheine binding; catalytic activity. The coding region runs from base 1 to 18828 and encodes 6275 amino acids. Gene Ontology annotation, biological process: secondary metabolite biosynthetic process; amino acid activation for nonribosomal peptide biosynthetic process. The transcript is spliced from 2 exons. The record is from RefSeq and is a predicted model, not a curated record. NCBI's taxonomy places the organism in Eukaryota, Fungi, Ascomycota, Sordariomycetes, Hypocreales, Nectriaceae. Gene Ontology annotation, cellular component: cytoplasm.
AUGCAUCAAUUCCAAGAGAAUGAUGCCGUGAAGGCGUAUUCCGGUGGGGGGAUUGAGAAACUCGCAGACAUCCGCACAACCAUACAGCCUGUCUCGAGCGGUUCCAGUGACACCUCGUGCUCUGAUGACUCCCAGCAACUGCAACAAGCAGUCGCGUACUGGAAGGACAUUUUGGCCGAUGGUCAAUAUGUCUCUUACCCUUCACCACCGACUUCGACCCAGCAGCAAACCUCGUUGUUUGGGUUGGCACCUCAUGGAGUUGGUGCCACGCAGCACUUACAGCUACCUGUCCCCAAACACUCCAAUAUCCCCUCUACCACUCUCAUGCGAGCGGCAUGGGCGCUCGUCGCUGGCCGAAUGACAGACUCGGAGUCUGUGGUGUUCGGUACCAACAUCCUCGAUGAGCCUAUCAUCUCAGUCGUGCCCUUUCGCGCACGCAUUCACGGCCACACUGUCUCGACCUUGAUCGAGUCGGUACAGAAGCAGGAAGAAGAGGUGAUAGCCUCACCUCAUCAAAUGACUCUUCUGUUUUCCGGCAUGGAACAGGCUUCUUCUCUGUUCCAAACUCUCCUAUUGACACCGAUGGGUGACGACGAGUACUCCAGCAGUCCUCAUGACAGCGGCUGUCGAACCCCAGAACCUUGCGGAUUUGGCCUUGUUCUUGAGAUUGCACACACUCAAGACAGGGCAGCUCUUAAAGCGACGGCUCGUUACAGCUCUGAUACUCUUCGAGCUUUUGAGGUCAAGAGGUUACUUCACAGGUUUGCAUCUGUCAUGACACAACUCGACAUCGCAAAGCCCAACCAAAGUGUCGACGGCAUCAACUUCAUGACAGAGCAAGACCUUCUAGACAUCUGGACCUGGAACUCCAAGGCCCCCACUGCCAUUGAUGGCUUCAUUCACGACAUUGUCAAGGAAAUGGCCUUGAUCCAGCCGUCUUCUACUGCCGUCUAUGCUUGGGACGGCGAGUUCACCUACGCCGAGAUCGACAAGCUUUCUAACCGCUUGGCUGUGACUCUUAUCACUGGCUACGGUGUUCAGCCAGGGACACCCAUUGCGCUGUGCUUUGAAAAGUCCAAGUGGAUGGCUGUUUCGAUGCUGGGAGUUCUCAAAGCUGGAGCGUACUUUGUCAUGCUCGAUGCUGCGUCUGCACCUGAACAGCGGUUACGGACCAUGGUGAAACAGGUACAGGCGAAGCUGGUUAUCAGCUCUUCUCUGAACCAAACCCUGAGCUCUCGACUCUGUGCCGCUGUGGUUACUCUUGAUUCCCAAACCCUUCGAGGAUUCAAAUACAAUGAUGAUGAGAUCGACCAACUUUUGCAUCAGCAACUUCUUACAUCUUCUUCCAACGCGCUUGCUCAUGUGAUAUUCACCUCCGGCAGCACAGGCACCCCAAAGGCCAUCCCAACUACCCACCAGAGCAUCCGUUCAGCCCUCCACCACCAAGUGGCAGCCAUCCAUCUCAACACCAAAUCACGAGUAUACGACUUUUCCUCGUACAGUUUCGACGCUGCCAUAUUCAACAUAUGGACCACCUUCUACGCUGGAGGAUGUCUCUGCGUUCCAAGCGAGGCAGACCGCAAGGAUGACCUUGUUGGCAGCUUUCAGAGACUGGGUGCCAACUACGUGACCAUGACACCUUCUGCUGCCCAGCUGCUUGCGUCGGCACCAAAUAAGAUUCCUCAGUUGGAGACCAUCAUGCUAGUUGGAGAGCGUCUUACAAUUCAAGAUGUGUUGCCUUGGUGGGAUCGUGUUCGCCUCAUCAACUCGUAUGGUCCUUGCGAGUGUACUCCUCUGGGCACUUCCAACUUGAACCCAUCAAGUCCUGCCGAUCUUCUCGAUAUUGGAGUGGGAUUGGGUCAAGUCACCUGGAUUGUCGAUCCUGAUGAUCAUAACCGCCUUGUCCCUCCUGGCUUGGUUGGUGAGCUUGUUCUCGAGGGUCCGUCCGUGAGCCAGGGUUAUCUCAACGACCCAGAGAGAACAGCAGCUGUUUUCGUCAAGGACCCUGCCUGGCUGGUUGAGAGAGGCCGUCAUGGAAGAGUCUACAAGACAGGAGACUUGGUCCAAUACUCCGACGAAGAAGGCCGCUUGAAGUACAUCGGCCGAAAGGACGCUCAAGUCAAGAUCCGCGGACAGCGUGUCGAGCUUGGCGAAGUCGAGCAUCGAGUACAGCAGUGUAUGCCAGACAUGAGUCAGGCAGUCGUCGAGAUGAUCACACCCAAGGGCGCGAACAAAUAUUCGAGUGCCAUGCUUGCGGCGUUUCUGGUUCACUCUCGUGGUAGCGGAAAGGAGGUUUUUGAACCUCGCGUGGCCCAGUCCAUGCCCCAGAUUUACGCUGUCUCCGAGGAGGUACAAGCUGCCUUGAGCAAGGCUCUUCCAAGUUACAUGGUGCCUAGUGUCUUCUUCUCUGUGCGGGAACUUCCAAAGGCUGCUUCGUCAGCAAAGCUAGACCGAAAGGAGAUACGAAAGAUGGGUUCCUCGUUUUCUGUCAAGCAACUUGCUGACCUGAGAACGAGCUCCCAAGGGCCCAAGAGACAGCCCAAGCCGUAUUCAGUCGAGUACAACUUGCAAGGCAUCUGGGCCGGCGUGCUGAACAUGUCAAGAUCCGAUAUUGGCUUGGACGAUAGCUUCUUCCAACUGGGAGGUGACUCCAUCUCUGCCAUGAAAGUCGUGCGGGAUGCUCGUGAGCAGCUAGAGGUGGAGUUGAGCGUCACAGAAAUCUUGCAGCAUCCUCGAUUGAGCGAGGCUGCUGGUAUUGUUGCUCAGGGUAACACGGCCUUCAAGACCGACACAGAAGCUCCUGAAGCUUUUUCUUUGCUUCCAGGAAAUAGCAAGCGUGAAGCCAUCGCCUCAGCUUUGAGGGCCCACGGCGUCCAGCCCUCCUCUGUGGAAGAUGCUUUCCCCUGCACGUCGCUCCAAGAGGGCCUCGUCUUCCUAUCCCUCAAGAGCCCCGGAGACUACAUCAUGCAGACAACUCUGGAUCUCUCCGCUUCCCCUUACUCAAACGUCCACAAGUUCCGUCAGGCUUGGGAGCAUGUGGUGGCGGAGCAUCCUGCCUUGCGAACUCGCUUCGUACACAACGACGGCGACACUGGACUUGCUCAGGUUGUCCUUCGACCCGAGGCUUUUACCUGGAACGAGGUCGUCGACUCGUCUGUGAACGAAUAUCUUGAGGCAGACCGACGGCAGCCAAUGAACUUGGGACAGGCCUUCGCCCGCUUUGCUCUUGUUCACGACAAGGGCUAUCCUCGAUGGUUCGUCUGGACGAUGCACCACGCUCUCUACGAUGGUUGGAGCAUUCGGCUUAUUAUGGACGCAUUCCAACGGGCCUACCGGACUCUGGAAGCGGGAAGCAGUUUGGUGAGAAGAACGACAAAGGCGUCGUAUCCCGCCUUCAUCAAGUAUAUCCUCGACCAAAGCGUCUCUGUAGAUGGUGCCAUGGCCAAGUACUGGCAAAAGACGCUCUCCGAUUGUGAAACUGCCCAGUUCCCGGCAGUUCCUCUUCAUGUCCAGAACCAAGCGGCCGACCAUUCCAAGAUCAACACGCUCUUUCAGGAUCUGCCAUCCAUGACGGGAAACCAAGACUUGAGAAACGCAACUCCUUCCACCCUCAUCCGCGCUGCUUGGGCCCUUGUAGUAGGGAGCAUGACCAACUCGGACGAUGUGGUCUUUGGAGUCACUGUCUCAGGCAGAAAUGCUCCUGUUGCCGCCAUCGAUGAGGCCCCUGGUCCUACCAUGGCUACUGUUCCUUUCAGAUCGAGGCUGGGAAAGAACAUGCUGGUCGGAGACUAUCUACGGUUUGUUCAGCAGCAAGCUAUAGACAUGAUACCCUUCGAGCAGAUGGGCUUACCGCGUAUUGCCAAGCUGUCUACCGACUGUGAACACGCCUGUCGCUUCCAGACACUACUGGUAGUUCAGCCAGAGGAGACAGCCGGCAUUCUCUCCGAAUUUGACGACGAGCACGGAGGUCCUGAGAGAUGGUUCAACAGCACCUACGCCCUCCUCCUCGAAGUUCAACUUGGCAAUAAAAAGGCAAACACCAGCGGCACCGUCAAGGCUCGCUUCGACUCGAGGAUCAUCCAGGCAAACACCGUCAAGAGCCUCCUGGAGCGCCUUGUCUUUGUCAUCCAUCAGCUCAGCAGCGCUGAUAACAUGGCUAGCGUCCUCUCCGACAUCGACGUUGUGACGCCAGCCGACCUUGAGCAGAUCUGGCAGUGGAACAAGAGCGUCCCUGCGGCCAUUGAUCGAAACGUGCACGACAUGGUCCUUGAGCGUGCUCUGUCUCAGCCAAACAGACCAGCCGUGCAUGCUUGGGAUGGCGAGUUUACAUACAGAGAGCUUACUCGCCUCUCGUCGACCCUGGCUAGACGGCUCAUCAACCAGUACGGAGUCUCACCUGGCGACAUUGUUGGCCUUUGCUUCGAAAAGUCAAAGUGGACGUCUGCCGCUAUUCUGGCCGUGCUUCAAACUGGAGCCGGAUUCGCCAUGUUGGAUCCUUUCCUCCCCGAGACGCGUCUCCAGGCCAUCGUUGACCAGGUCAAUGCUCGCGUGGUGGUGUCUUCGCAGAAGCAGAGAGACUUGAGUCUUCAGCUAGGCUGUGAUAAAGUCCUUCAUCUCACUCCCGAUCUGUUCAGCAAGCCUGAGAAGACCUUGGUAAAUGUCAAGACCGAUCCUUCAUCACCCGUCUAUAUCAUCUUUACGUCCGGCAGCACAGGAACCCCCAAGGGUUCGGUCAUCAGCCACCGCAGCCUUGCCUCGUCGCUUGUCCACCAACGCGAAGGUUGUGGCUUCAACAAAACGUCAAGAGUUUACGACUUCUCCUCUUAUGGCUUCGACGCUCCGCUAUUCUUGGCAUUUCAGACAUUCUCUGCGGGUGGCUGCCUCUGUGUACCCAGUGACGAGGACCGCAAGAGCCGUCUUGCCGAAAGCUUGCGAGAACUCAAGGCCACUUUUGCGCUCAUCCCGCCGUCGGCUUCUCAGCUCGUGUCUCCGGAGCAGGUACCGGAUCUGAAGACACUCAUGGUGGGAGGAGAGGCUUCAACGGUCAAGGACCUUGAGCGAUGGUCAUCGAGCAAUGUCUUGCUCAUCAACGCCUACGGACCGUGUGAGUGUACGGCGGUCAGCAUGAUCAACCCUACCCAUACGUCCAAAAUGAACGUCAGAAAGGCCCUUGGCAUUGGAAAGGGGUUUGGUCAGGUGACGUGGGUGGUUGAUCCUCAAGAUCACAACCGUCUUGCCUCCCCCGGUGCUGUGGGAGAGCUCUUGCUUGAGGGUCCUUACAUCAGUCAAGGGUACUUGAACAACGAGCAAAAGACCAGGGAAGCCUAUAUUGAAGACCCUACCUGGCUGCUGCAGGGCACAAUUGCGGUACCUGGUCGACGUGGCAGGCUCUACAAGACAGGUGAUCUGGUCCAGUACUCUGAAGAUGGAGACGGCAGCUUGAUGUUUGUUGGUCGAAAGGCUGAUGACGCUCAAGUCAAGAUCCGAGGUCAGAGAGCUGAACUUGGAGAGAUCGAACUGCGUGUUCAGCAAGCGCUCAAGCAUGACAAGACUGUUCAAGAAGUCGUUGUCGAUGUCAUUGUUCCUCAUGGCGAAGGUUCGCGCCCCAUGCUUGUCGCGUUUCUCAAGACGACAGAUGCGGAGGACUCUUCUGCACCGGGCCUCUAUCGUGUCUCUCCUUCUUUUGAAGAUGAGCUUGCACAAUCUCUGCCAAGCUACAUGAUCCCCGAGGCCUUCUUCAAACUCGACCAGAUUCCCCAAACCGCCACCGGAAAGUUGCACAGAAUGAGACUGCGCGCCAUGGGAGCGUCCUACUCCCUUCGACAGUUGGCCGAUCUCAGAACCGAGGCCACGCAAGGCCCCAAGCCGCAGCCGACUUCUGAGCUUGAGGCUGAGAUGCAGCAGAUCUGGGCUCGCGUUCUUUCUUUUGAGCCGCAGCACAUUGGACUUGACGAUAGCUUCUUCCGAUUGGGAGGCGACUCUAUCGCGGCUAUGAAGGCUGUAGGAGAAGCGACCAAGGCGUCCAUUAGAGUCACUGUUGCCGACUUCUUCGAGCAUCGCACGCUUCGAAACAUUUGCAGUCGCAGCUAUUACUGCUCUGAGAUGGCUGCUGAGUCUCUGUCUACUGCUGCCGAGCCGUUCUUUCUUCUCGCCCAGAACAGCACCGACACUCGUGAGAUGCUCGUUCACGGUCUGGCUGCCCAGCUCGGAACAACCGCAUCCAGGAUCCAGGACGCCUAUCCUUGCACCCCGCUACAAGAAGGACUUGUCUCCCUGGCUUCCAAGAGAACAGGGGACUACAUCAUGCAGCAGGUGUUGAGACUAUCGCCUGACAUGCUCAACAACAUCGAUACCUUCAAGGACGCCUGGUAUAAGGCUGUUCGCGCUGUGCCCGUCCUCCGCACGCGAAUUGUCCAGCACGAAAAGCUUGGUCUUCUUCAAGUCCUUCUCGACGAUGGAGAGGAACGGAUUGAGUGGAUAGAGGCCAUGGGUCUCGACUGGUACCUCAAGUCCGACAGGCAAAAGCCCAUGGGUCUUGGUCAGCCUCUUGCUCGAUAUGCUCUUGUUAGAGAUAGGACUGGAAGACCCAAGUGGUUUGUCUGGACCGUUCAUCACGCUCUCUACGAUGGCCUGUCGCUUCCCAUGUUUCUCGAAGAAGUCGAUCGCGCCAUUCAGGGCCUGUCGGUGGGAGAGACACGUCCUCAGGCUCAGAGCUUCAUUAAGUACAUCCAACAGCAUGACUCGACUGAAAUGAAAUCAUACUGGCAAGCCGCGCUCAAGGACAGCGAGGAGUGUGUCUCCUAUCCCAGCCUUCCUUCAGGUCUCGAGCAGCCAAUCGUGUCCAACAACCUCAUCGAGCACCAAAUCUCACGCGCUUGGGGAUCUUCUUCGAGCAACGAGACAACCGUAUCGACGAUGCUUCGUGCGGCAUGGGGUCUUGUGACAAGCCAGAUGACGGGCUCAGAUGAUGUUGUAUUCGGUGCCACUGUAUCUGGACGAAACGCUCCUGUGGUCGGUAUUGACUCAAUGGCCUUCCCGACGAUUGCAACUGUGCCAUUGAGGCUGAAGCUCAAUCGCAAGGAUCAACGUGUCGUUGAUUAUCUCGACCAAGUUCAACGACAAGCCACGGAGAUGAUUCCGUACGAGCAAGCUGGGCUGCAGCGAAUCGCGCAGCUUGUAUCUCCCGAUGCCCGACAAGCAUGCGCCUUCCAGACUCUCCUCGUUGUCCAGCCCAAGUCCAAGAUCGAGAGCACCAAGACGUCUCAACUUGGAGAGUGGACGACUCCCGACCAGACUGUGUGGUUUACUACAUAUCCUCUGACGAUCGAGGCUACCGUGUCACCCAGUCAGAUUGGCAUUGACGCCCGGUUUGACUCUCGUGUCGUUGAGCCUUGGGUGGCCAAGGGCCUGCUUGAGAGACUGGACUUUGUCAUGCAGCAGCUUGGUCAGGCAGGACCAGAUACUGGCAUGUCGGAUAUCGGAAUCAUGACACCCGGGGACCUGCAACAGAUCUGGCAAUGGAAUAAGAAGGUUCCCGACUCUGUUGAGAGGUCAAUCCACUCUGUCAUCGAGGAACAGGCACGGCUCCGACCAGAAGCUGCUGCCAUCUGCGCCUGGGAUGGAAAUCUCACUUAUGCUGAGCUCGACAGGCUUUCCAACCUUCUUGCCUCCCGCCUGCUCUCUCUGACUGGAGGCAAGAGUCUGAAGGAGAUGUUUGUGCCCCUGUGCUUCGACAAGUCCAUGUGGACUCCUGUUGCCAUGCUGGGAGUACUCAAGACAGGCGCAGGCUUUGUCCUGCUCGACUCAGCACUUCCAGAGCAGCGCCUAAAGCACAUUGUCGAAAAGAUCGGCGCAGGCCAGCUGAUGCUUUCAUCUGACUCUUGUUCUUCCUUGAGCGGUCGCAUAUCCCAGGGAGUUAUCACCAUAAACUCGGACUUCUUCAAGUCGGCAACCCAAACCAUCGCACGGAUCCCUGUUGUUUCUGAUGAUUCAGCUGCCUAUGUCAUCUUUACUUCUGGCAGCACGGGAACACCCAAGGGCGUCGUCAUCACUCAUCGAAACCUUGCCUCGGCUCUGCCCUGCCACGUCAAGCGUCUAGGAUACACUCCUGACUCUCGGGUCUACGAGUUUGCAUCCUACAGUUUCGGAGCAUCGCUCAACAAUACGUUUGCAGCUCUGACGACGGGUUCUUGUCUGUGUAUCCCCAGCGAUCAUGAGAGGAGGAGUCAGUUGGACCGUAGCUUGGUCUCGAUGAAGGCUACGCACGUCCUUCUCACUCCUUCGGUAGCCGAGUCUCUUUCUCCUCGCAGCGUCUCUGGUAUCAAGUCCAUCAUUUUUGGCGGCGAAGCCGUUAGGGGUCAGGAUGUCGGACCUUGGUGGGAGGCUGGCGUCAAGGUGUGCACUGCCUAUGGCUCUAGCGAGUGCACAACCAUCAGCACCAUCAACGACACUGCUUCGACUCCGGAUGAAGCUACUCGCAUUGGUUGGGGCGUGGGACUUGUUCCUUGGGUCGUGGAUCCUUCUGAUCAUGAGAAGCUUCUCCCGCCGGGAUGCAUUGGAGAACUUUUGCUGGAGGGCCCUGCCGUCGGGCGCGGAUACCUCGCAGACCCUGAGAAGACGGCCGACGCCUUUAUCCAGAGUCCUUCCUGGUUGAUCCAGGGUACCUCUACUGCUAAAAAUGACAGCCACUUGGAGAAAGGUAGGUCUGGUCGCCUCUACAAGACAGGCGAUCUCGUCCGCUACAACGAGGAUGGAAGUCUCUCAUUCUUCGGUCGCAAGGACUCCCAAGUCAAGAUCCGCGGGCAGAGAGUCGAACUCGGAGAGGUUGAGCACAGAGUCAGGGAGUGUGUCUCUGAAGCCGCUCAAGUCGUCGUCGAGGCCAUCAUCCCGACUGAAAGUGACAGCACGCAUCAAACACUGGCUGCGUUCCUUGUGAUGAAGGAAGAGAACCAGAAGCCAGAGAACUACGAUGACAAGCCGAUGAUUAUCCCAGUCUCCGCCAAGGUUGAAGACAUGUUGAGCCAGAAUCUUCCCGUUUACAUGGUCCCCACCGUCUUCUUCUCCAUGAAGAAACUUCCCAUGACAGCGACCGGCAAGAUGAACCGCAGGAUCCUCCGUCAGAUUGGCAGUUCCUUUUCGGCGAAGCAACUUGCCGCAGCACGAAAGGCUCGAGAACAAGGGACAUCGUCACAAGAGCAGCCGUCGACAAACGCUCAACGCGAGCUUCAACAAAUUUGGUCCAGGAUCCUCGACUUGCCGAUUGAUCUCAUUGGCCCUGAUGACGGCUUCUUUAGCCUUGGCGGUGACUCUGUUUCUGCGAUGAAGGUGGUCGGCGAGGCUCGAAAGGCUGGUAUUGAGCUGGCCGUUGCCGACAUUUUUACUCAUCGCACGCUGAGAUUGAUCACCGACAACUCCAAGUCAAUCAAGCGUGAGGGAGAGGAGACAAUUGACAACAUAAUCCCUCCUUUCUCUCUUGUUGGCAACGAAAUCGACAUUGAGGCUCUCCGCCAGAAUAUCUCAAUCCAAUGUAAGAUUGACACCUCAAAGGUCCAAGACGCCUACCCUUGCACGCCACUUCAAGAAGGUCUCAUUUCUCUCGCCUCGAAGCGACCCGGAGACUACGUCAUGCAAGCUGUUCUUGAGCUGUCUUCCGAGGUGUCCAUCGCCAAGUUCCAAGCAGCUUGGGAGGAGACCGUCAAGACUAUUGGCGUGCUGCGUACACGGAUUGUUCACUGCCAAGGCUACGAGACGCUUGGACUCUUGCAAGUCAUUUUGGACAGCUCAAUCAACUGGGUCAAGGCAACCGGACUCGAGUCAUACCUUCAGGCCGAUCGCAAACAGGUCAUGGGCCUGAACGACCCUCUCGCCAGGUGGUUUGUUUGGACCGUUCAUCACGCCCUCUACGAUGGAUGGUCGCUGCCUCUAGUCCUGGACACAGUCGCAAAGGCCUACAAGGGCAAGACAGGCGCCGACUCCCAACCUUUGACUGCGGCGCCUGGCUUUCAGCCGUUCAUCAAGUACCUUGAAGAGCAACAGCGAAAUUCGGAAGGAGUCAAGAAGACCGAAGACUAUUGGAAGCGAUACUUUGACUCUUGCGAAGCCACUCAAUUCCCUACCCUUCCUUCGCCCAGCUACGAGCCGACCUCCAACAAGACAACUCUUUACCGAAUGAAGAUCAACCCUCCUUCGCCCUCGAUAUCCCUGGAUCUCACCCCAUCAACGCUCAUCCGAGCAGCUUGGGCCUUGGUCGUCGGACAAAUGACAAAUACGUCCGACGUCAUCUUUGGCAUGACUGUCUCCGGACGAAACGCGCCUGUUCAAAACAUUGAGGCUAUGCCGGCUCCGACUAUGGCUACGAUUCCACUGCGAGUCAAGUGGACUUCUGGCCAGACAGUCUCGGGUUACUUGGAGACGGUGCAGCGUGAGGCCACCGAGAUGAUCGCCUUUGAACAGACGGGUCUGCACCGCAUCGCCAAGAUGUCGUCCGAUGCUCGACAGGCUUGCCAGUUCCAGACCCUUCUCGUCAUUCAGUCCCAGAGUCACGAUGAAGAUAGUACCGAAAGCCUCGUGCAGAGCGAGCUCGGUCCCUCUCCGUUUGGCGAGUGGGUGAACCAGGACCAGAACGAAUGGUUUAACCCCUAUGCUCUCAUGAUUGAGGUUCAGCCAGGAGCUCAAGGCGACAGCUUCACACUCACUGCCAACUAUGAUGAAAAGAUGAUCCAAGAGUGGAUUAUCGUGAAGCUUCUUAAGCGACUUGAGUUGGUGAUCCAGGCCUUCAUGGCCGAGUCUGCCAGACAGGGUCAGAUGGUGUCCAAGACCAUUGAUGAACUCAGAAGCUCCAUCAUGACUGAGGACGACCUGGAGCAGAUUUGGACCUGGAAUCAAUCCACCCCAGAAGCAGUCGACAAGUACGUCCACGAAAUCGUCGAAGAACGAGUCCGCGAGCAACCCAACGCUCCUGCCGUCCACGCCUGGGACGGUCAGCUCACCUACAAGGAGCUCGAUGAACUCGCAGAGAAGAUGGCCGUGCAGCUUCUCAGCAGUAUCAACUUGGGAGCUCAACAGUCAAGCCCCAAGGUGAUCCCACUCUGCUUCACCAAGUCCAUGUGGACUUCGGUUGCCAUGUAUGGUGUUCUGAAAGCCGGAGGUGCCUUUGUUCUCCUUGAUCCGAUGGUUCCCGAGCAGAGACUCAAGACCAUCGUCAAACAAGUUGGAGCUGACGUCGUUCUCUCAUCCGAGUCUGAAGCAGAGUUAGCCAAGAGACUCUGCCCUCGCGUCAUCCAAGUUGGGCCCAGCCUGCCUACUCGCCCAUCUCCCACUACCCAACGACUCAAGGGAUGCCAGCGACACCCCUCCCCUCACACCCCCAUGUUCGCCGUCUUCACCUCCGGAAGUACCGGUGUUCCCAAGGGCGUAUUGCUCUCACACAGGAACUUCGCCUCAGAGAUCCAGCACCACUCUCACCUUCUCGGCUUCCAAAAGAACUCGCGAGUCUUUGACUUUGCCUCUCACGCUUUUGACGCCGCUGUUCACAACGUUUUUGCCACCUUUGCCAAUGGAGCUUGUCUCUGUGUCCCAUCUGAGCAGGAUCGCAAGAACAACAUUGGUGGAAUCAUGGCGUCUAUGAGAGUCACAGUCGCUGACUUGACGCCUACGGUCGCGCGUCUGUUGGACCCAACUACUCUGCCUGACAUUGAGACCAUGAUUCUGGCUGGAGAGGCUGUGUCGGCUGAAGACGCUGCAAGAUGGUGGAGAGACUCGACUAGAGUCGUCAACGGAUACGGCCCGUCUGAAUGCACAGUCAUGAGCACCAUCAACGCCUACCCGACAAGCCCAGAGGAUGCCUCUAGCAUUGGUCCAGGCGCCGGCCACACCACUUGGGUCGUCGACCCCAACAACCACAACAUCCUCGUGGCACCUGGGUGCAUCGGCGAACUUCUCCUCGAAGGCCCUCUCGUUGGUCAAGGCUACCUCAAUGACCCCGCCAAGACUGCUGCUUCCUUCAUCGAAGAUCCCACUUGGCUACUAAAGGGAUGCUCCACCCGCCCUGGACGCCGAGGAAGACUGUACAAGUCUGGUGAUCUGGUCAAGUACAGAGAAGACGGCAGCUUCUGGUUCAUGGGCCGAAAAGACUCACAGGUCAAGAUCCGUGGUCAACGAAUCGAGCUGGAAGAAGUUGAGCGCCAGGUUCAGGCUUCGUGGCCCGGUGGCGACAUUUCGCAGAUUGCGGCCGAAGUCAUCAAGCCUCAAGGACAAGGAUCGAAGCCGAUGUUGGCUGCAUUCAUCGUAUCCAAGGAUCAUCAGGCAAGUGAUGGCAGUCCGCCUGAGAAGGCCGUCAAACCUGUUCCUGUUGCUCCAGAGAUUGAAGCGAGACUGGCUGAGCGUCUACCUGCGGCCAUGGUGCCAACCGUCUUUUUCUUCUACAUGCGCAGUCAUCUCCCUCAGACGGCGACUGGGAAGACUCAUCGCAAGCUUUUGAGAGAGAUCGGAUCUUCUUUCUCCUUCCAGCAUCUCGCUGAGGUUGCCAACCAAGUCCAAGACGAUGAGAGCGAGACCAAGGCCCGACGUCCACCAACAACACCACUUGAGUGCCAGAUGCAAGCAAUCUGGGCUCGAAUUCUGGGCAUCAACCCUGACCGCGUGGGUCUUGAUGACAGCUUCAUACGUCUUGGAGGUGAUUCGAUCGCUGCUAUGAAGGUUGUGGGAGAGGCGCGAAAGCACAGUGGUCUCGAUCUCAGCGUGGCUGAUCUCCUCCGUCGCCCGAAGCUUUGCGACGUCAUUGCAACCAUCACCAAAAACAAGACUACCGGAGCCGGCGGAAAGCUUCCUCGCGACGACGACGAACCGAUCCCUCACACCAAGUACGCAGGACCUGUCGACCAGUCCUACGCCCAAGGCCGUCUCUGGUUCCUCGAUCGCUUGUACCCAGGUCUUACCUGGUACCUGAUGCCUUUCACUGCUCGACUCAGAGGUGUUCUUCGUCUAGACGCCCUACACAUUGCACUCCAGGCCAUUGAGAACCGACAUGAAGCUCUUCGCACGACGUUCAUGUCUCGAGACAAUGUUGAUCUGCAAGAGGUCCAUCCUUUCGUUCCUCAAGACCUCAAAUUGGUUGAGCUGCCAAGGGGGGCCCAGGGUAAAGAGAGUCUUGAGCGCGCUCUACUCAAGGAACGCACCACGCCUCUUGAUCUAUCCACAGAGACCGGCUGGAGAGUCACGGUCUAUCGCCUAGGCCCAGAAGAGGACAACCACCACGUCCUGUCAAUCCUCAUGCACCACAUCAUCUCCGAUGGUUGGUCUCUUAACGUUCUCCGUCGAGAACUGGCCAUCUUCUACGCCGCCGCUGUCAAUGGUCUCGAUCCACUGAGCCAGGUCGACCCCCUCCCCAUUCAGUACCGUGACUACGCCUCUUGGCAGAAGCAGCGCUUCCAUCAAGAUGAGUACCAGCACCAACUUGACUACUGGGUCUCUCAGCUUCAGACCAGCCGUCCCGCGGAGUUCCUCUGUGACAAGCCCAGACCUUCUACUCUGUCUGGAGGUGCCGGUAUCCACGAGUUCACAAUCGCGAAUACCAUGUACGAUCGCCUGCAGAAGUUUUGCACUCAAGCUGAAGUUACACCCUUUGUAGUUUUGUUGGCAGCUUUUAGAGCGACGCAUUUCCGCCUCACGGGAGUGGACGACGCAACCAUCGGCACAGCAAACGCCAACAGAGACCGAUGGGAGCUUAAGGAACUCAUCGGUUUCUUUGUCAACCUUCAAUGUCUUCGGAUCAAGAUGGAACAAGGUAGCUCCUUUGAAGAUCUCGUGCAGCAAGUUCAAGAAACUGCAGCCGCGUCAUUCGACAACCAGCACGUACCCUUCGAGAAGAUUGUCUCUCAGCUCAACACCCCUAGAGACUUGUCUCGCCACCCACUCGUGCAAGUCAUCUUUGCGCUUCACUCUCGAGGAACUUCGGGGCCGCUCAAGCUGGGUGAUGGUCUUGAGUCGGAGAUGCUGGAUCCCAUCCCGACCUCGCGAUUCGACCUAGAGUUCCACAUCUUUGACGAUGGAGACUGCUUGACCGCCAACGUCGUCUAUUCCCAAGAUCUCUUCGAGACAGAGACCAUCAACUCUAUAGUGUCUGUCUUUAACAACCUCCUUGACCGGGCACUCAGCGAGCCUGAGACAGCCAUCGCGUCCUUGCCGUUGCUCACGGAAAUAGAUCGUCUCAAGCUGGAGUCCUGGGGUCUCACCAAGAUUGACAAGACCAAGUACCCUCGUGACUCAAGCAUCGUCGAUCUUUUCAAGGACCAAGUCGCUCGUCACCCCAACCGCGUGGCCGUCAAAGGCAACUCGUCUUCCCAGCUCACCUACACCGAGCUCGAUCGCAAAUCCGACACCCUUGCCCGCUGGCUCUUCAAACAACAACCCGCAUUUGCCCCAGAGUCAAUGAUUGGAGUCAUGGCUCAUCGAUCUUGCGAGGAGAUCAUCGCUCUCUUUGGCAUUCUCAAAGCCAACAUGGCCCAUCUUCCUCUCAACCAUAACACACCAACCGGUCGUGUCGAGACAAUCCUCUCAGCCAUUCAGGGUCCAAAGCGACUCCUUCUUCUCGGACAAGAGGUGAUACCCCCCGCCGUCAACUUGUACAACAUCGAAAUGGUUCGCAUCGCAGACACUCUUGAGGAAGAAGCACCGCGCUCUUGGUGGAAGCGAGCAGUCGUUCCAGCACUACCGAAGCCAACUCCAACAAGUCUCGCAUACGUCCUUUUUACCUCUGGCUCUACCGGCAAGCCCAAGGGCGUCAUGGUUGAGCAUCGCGGUGUAUCGCGACUCUGCAGGGACAACAAUAUCAUCCGUCACCUGCCAUCUUCUGGAGGAUUUGGUCACUUCCUCAAUAUUUCCUUCGACGGUUCCUCAUUGGAGGUCUACUUUGCCAUUCUCAACGGUCUCACCUUGGUCUGUGUCGACGAAAUCACCAUCCUCGAUGCGGUUGCGCUGCAAAAUGUUUUUGAGCGAGAGAACGUCAGAGCCGUCUUGUUCACCCCUGCCCUUCUGAAGCAGAUCCUCCGCGUGAAGCCUACGACACUCAGAACGCUGGACCUGCUAUGUGUCGGAGGAGAUCGUCUUGACCCUGCCGACUGUAUCAAGGCAUAUAAGCACGCUGCUCAAGGUGCCAAGGUUCUAAAUCUCUACGGCCCAACUGAGAACUCGGUUGUCAGUACCAUGUUCUGCUACGAGGGACAGGACGAGGGCUUUGCUACUGGAACUGCCCCCAUUGGUGAGCCUAUCAGCAACUCGGGCGCUCUGGUCAUGGACUCUCAGCAGCGCUUAGUGCCACUCGGAGUCAUGGGAGAGAUUGUUGUCACGGGAGACGGAGUGGCGAGAGGAUAUACUGAUCCCUCGAGAGAUGUCGAUCGCUUCAUCAGGUUGGAUGGAGGCAAGGGAGAGAGAGCGUACAGAACUGGAGACUAUGCCCGCUGGAGGCCAGUGGAUGGAAAGAUCGAGUUCAUGGGACGCAUGGAUGUACAAGUCAAGAUCCGAGGUCAUCGCGUGGAGCUCGGGGAGAUUGAACACGCAAUUCGUGGACAUGAAGCUGUCAACGAUGUCGUGGUUCUGGCCCACAGGGACGAGAAGAAUGGUGGUGAGCCUCGACUGGUGGGCUUCGUCACUCUUCAUGACGAGGUCCCUCCUUCGAAGGAGGAUGGAGAAGUGAAAGAGGUUGAGCACAAGGGCGGAGAAGAAGGAGAGACAAAGCAGCACGUGGAUGAGUGGAAAGAGUUCUUUGACGGAGACAAGUACUUGGCUAUGGAGAACGUGGAUCCAGCCAAGAUUGGACGAGACUUUAUCUCAUGGACUUCGAUGUACGACGGCACCGACAUCGACCAGGUCGAGAUGAACGAGUGGCUAGACGACACCAUCGCCACUAUCCGCAACGGAAACCCUCUCGGCCACGUGCUCGAGGUGGGAACUGGAUCUGGCAUGAUCUUCUUCAACAUUCUUGACGGACUCGAAAGUUACGUCGGGCUUGAUCCCUCGAGUCGAGCUGUUGAAUACGUCACCAAGGCAGCCAAGUCGAUCCCGUCGCUGGCCAACACCAAUGUCCGCAUCCACCAGGGCACAGCAGCUGAUGUCAAGAAGCUACCUCGACCUCUCCAACCUGAUAUGGUAGUCAUCAACUCUGUGGCACAGUACUUCCCCAGCGAAGAGUACCUCAAAGAGCUAGUCGAAGACCUCCUCGACAUCGAAACAGUCGAGACCAUUUACUUUGGAGACAUGCGAUCGUGGGCGUUGUACCAGCAAUUCGGCGUCAGCAAGGCACUUCAUCAACGCCGGGGCAAGAUCACCAAGGAUGAUCUCAGACGAAGCCUGCGUGACAUGGAAGAUGGAGAAAUGGAGUUCCUCGUCGAUCCUGGUUUCUUCACCGGACUGCAAGAUCGACUGCCUCAUCUCGUCGAGCACGUUGAGAUUGUACCAAAGAGGAUGAAGGCCACCAACGAGCUGAGCUGUUACCGAUACGCAGCAGUGAUCCACACCAAAAAGGCGCGACAAGUUGGUCAGCCUCAGACGAUUCACAUGAUUGAGGAGAACAAGUGGGUCGACUUUAAGGAACAUGGUCUCGACUCUUCUUCACUCCGUCAGCUGCUUCAUGACGCUUCCUCUUCGCGGGACCCGGUUGUAGCUGUCACCAGCAUCCCCUACGACAAGGUCUACUUGGAGAGUCUUGCAGUGCAGUCGCUCUCCAACGACGAAAACGAUGACAGCGACGACGUUGGCAUCAAAUGGCUCGAGCCGUUGCGUCGUGAGGCUCAGGCCUGUCCCUCACUGUCGCCCCUCGAACUGGCCCAACUCGCCGAGGCUGCUGGCUACAGAGUCGAAGUCAGCUGGGCCCGACAAUUCUCUCAACAUGGCGGCUUAGAUGCUGUAUUCCACCGACGAGACCAGCAUGACAAGCGUAGGGUUCUUUUCAGAUUCCCGACCGACCACCAAGGCCGACUUCCUCACAACCCACUCACGAGCAAACCUCUGCUCCAACAGGCAAAGCAGAACGUCCAUCAAGAGCUCGAGGCGAGACUACGAGCCAACCUUCCCACAUACAUGAUCCCCCAGACCAUCACCAUUCUUGAACGGAUGCCUCUCAACGCAAGCGGCAAAGUCGAUCGGGCUGCCUUGUCACUCAGCAUCACCUCCAAGACAAAGGCCCGCGCAGCCGGGGCAGCCCUUCGAAAGCCAACCACCGAGAUGGAGGUAACCAUGCGAAAGAUCUGGGCCCAAGUUCUGGACCUUGAUCCGGAGACGAUCGGCCUGGAUGACAAUUUCUUUGACAUUGGGGGUCACUCCAUCCUGGCUAUGAGAGCAGUCAGUGAGGCGAGAAAGGUCGACAUCGAGUUGACUGUGGCGGAUAUCUUCCGUAGCAGGUGUCUUGAAGACCUUGCUCGACGACAGGAGGAACUUGCUGAUGGACCGAAGACAGAGAAGGAGGAGGAGGAAGUCGAGCUUGUCGACGCAAACAACAAGUCCGCUCUUUUGAAGGAACUUGACUCUCUCAAAGCAAACCUCCACUCUACUGAAGUGGAGGAGAUCCUGCCUCUCACGAGCAUGCAAGAGCACUACGUCACAACCGGAGUCGCCUCUGGAGAAUACGCUCACUACUUCUACCUCGAUCUCGGAACAAACCCCGACGUCGCUCGCAUUGAGAAGGCUUGUCGUCUGACGCUUGAGAAGAUCCCCAUCCUUCGAGCCAGCUUCAUGCAGCUUCUUGGACAGCAUUGGCAGGUCAUCCCUCACGAUGUGCCAUCUCAUCUACAGACUGUCAAUGUCAUCCAUGUCAAUGGAGACUUGGAUCGAACCGCUGAUGAUUUCUGUCUGCGCAACUGGGACAGCAUCUCGGCAGCCGAGCCUCCUGCUCUAUUUACCCUCCUCAAACACCGAACUCAAGGCACGCGACUCGUUAUCCGUCUCUCUCACGCUCAGUACGAUGGUGUCUGCUUCCCUCCAAUUGUUCGGGCCCUCAUCGAGGGCUACACCACUGGAGACGUGACGCCUCCUCCCAGCUUCACCAAGUUCCUCUCCGGUGCAGCUCGUCAACGACCUCAGUCUUUGGAGUACUGGAGCCAUCUCCUCCGAGGAUCAUCUCUCACCACCAUUCUGCCGAGGCUGAAGCUCUCCAACUCGAGCCGUGCUCUUACGCCACCUCGACCCAUCGCAGCUGAGCUUGACGUUGCCUUGCCCAAGCGUCUCCCAAGCUCCGUCACUCCCGCCAUCGUGGCGAGUGCGGCUUGGUCAAUCCUUCUGUCUCAAAUCUCAGGCAAGCAGGACGUUGUCUUCGGCCACGUCGUCGCCGGUCGCAACUCAAGCAUCUCUCGAAUCGACGAGAUUGUCGGACCCUGUCUCAACCUUGUGCCGAUCCGAGCCACUCUCUCCAAGUCCCUCACAGCCAUCGAACUCCUCCAGUCCCUCCAAACUCAAUUCUUCUCUAUGGGAAGCGCGGACUCCGUGGGCUUCAAAGACAUCAUGCACGAGUCAACCAACUGGCCAGCAAACUCGGAUUUCGAAUCAGUGCUACAUCACGCCAACGUCGACGAGCAUCCCGAGUUUGACUUUGACGGAACAAAGACGAAGCUUCACUUCUUUACCAACCCGUGUCUGAACGUGUCGCGAUUGGCGUUGGCUUCAUACCCGACCAAGGGCGGCGAGUGUCUGCAGUUCCGACUUACAGGUAGCACGGACAAAUUGAGCGAUGUUCAGGCCAAGAUUUUGCUUGAUGCUCUUUGCAAGAUUAUUCGUGGAUUUGGGGAGAAUGCAAAUGUUCCUGUUUUGUCGUGGAUUGGCCAAGUCGGCCUCAAGUUCUAA